AUGAAGUUCGAGGACAUCAUCUGUGACAUCGGCGGUUUCGGAAGAUUCCAGAAGAUGAUCGUCGCCAUCAGCUUCAUCAGCCGCUUCACGCUGCCCUGCCACUUCUUGCUCAACAACUUCAUCGCGGCGGUGCCUGCGCACCGCUGCGACGUCGCCGCGCUGGACGACGGCGGCCUCUUCGGGAAUCUGUCCCUGGCGGACAGGCUUAGGGUCAGCAUCCCGCUGGAGGAGGACGGCACCCGCAGCUCUUGUCGGAUGUUUGCCGAGCCGCAGUAUGAUCUGCUGCGCAACGCGUCGGGCGUCAAUCGGGUGUCCGCCUUGCCCUGUCUGCAUGGAUGGGUGUAUGAUGACUCCACCUUCAGGUCCACAAUGACCGCCGAGUGGGACCUGGUGUGUGAUAAAAGAAGCCGAACCCAAGCGACAGCCACCAUCUUCUUUGUUGGCGUGAUGUUUGGAGCCUUGACCUUUGGAAGUCUGAGUGACAGGUUUGGUCGGAGGAUCAUGUUGCUAACAUCCUAUCUUUCCGGAAUGCUGUUUGCGCUUGCCAGCGCUCUCUCCACGUCCUACGUGAUGUUUGCAGUCCUGAGAUUCCUCACCGGCUUUUGCAUGACUGGCAUCGUAAUCGUCUCCGUGGUUCUCUGUACAGUAACUCCAGAUGCUCUAAUGGCCUUUUGUGUUCAUCUCAAAUGCCUCUUCAUGCAUUCUCUGUGUGCGCAUGUGCUUUUGUACAAUCACUGUCCAGGUGUGGAGUGGGUGGACAUAAAGCACAGGAAGCUGGUCGGAAUCAUCGACAGCUUUUCCUGGACAUUUGGGAGCAUUUCCUUCGUGGCCAUUGCUUACCUUGUGACCGACUGGAGGUGGCUGAUUGUAAGCGUCACUUUGCCCGUCAUCCUGGGUAUCUUCACCUGGAGGUGGAUGCCAGAGUCAGCUCGAUGGCUCAUUGCCAAUGGAAAGGUGGAGGAAGCCCACUUGUGUCUCAUAAAAUGUGCCAAAAUGAACGGAACUGAGGAGUUAUGUCAAAGAUUUCAACCUGAGACUCUGUCCUCCAUCAUCGUGGCAGAGAAGAAAGGCCGAGUGUAUUCCUACUGGGAUCUGAUGAGAACACCUAAAAUGAGAAGACUGUCCUCAUGCACUGGUGUACUGUGGUGCAGCGUGGCAAUUGCAUUCUACGGCAUCACCUUCAACAUCACCGGCUUUGGCCUCAAUGCUUACCUCACUCAAUUGCUGUACUCUUCGGUUGAAGUGCCAGGCAAAUUGUCCAUUUUCUUCUUACUGGAUAGGAUUGGCAGGAAGCGUACGCAGGUGGGAAUGCUGACGAUGCUCACACUCUCUCUCGGAAUCAACAUUCUAAUACCAAAAGAAAUGUCCACCCUGAGAACAGUCGUGGCAAUCAUGGGAAAAGGCUUUGCUUCCGGGUCAUUCGGAACCACUGUGCUCUACUCUUCUGAACUGUUUCCCACUGUAGUAAGACAAAACGGGAUGGGUUACAACUCCUCCAUGGCCCGGAUCGGGGUGGCCCUCGCUCCUCUGAUCCUUUUACUGGAUGACGUGUGGAAGAAGCUCCCCCAGGUCGUGUUGUUCUCUUCAGCGGUCCUAGCCGUCAUAGUGGCAUCAUUGCUGCCGGAGACACGACACCGGUGCCUGCCGGAGACCAUUGAGGAUAUCGAGGGGAGGUGA
Syngnathoides biaculeatus (alligator pipefish) is the source of this 1677-nucleotide messenger RNA. Its product is annotated as solute carrier family 22 member 7-like. NCBI's taxonomy places the organism in Eukaryota, Metazoa, Chordata, Actinopteri, Syngnathiformes, Syngnathidae. Gene Ontology annotation, biological process: transmembrane transport. The record is from RefSeq and is a predicted model, not a curated record. Gene Ontology annotation, cellular component: membrane. Gene Ontology annotation, molecular function: transmembrane transporter activity.